Populus nigra (black poplar) is the source of this 2938-nucleotide messenger RNA. Its product is annotated as probable protein phosphatase 2C 14. Gene Ontology annotation, molecular function: cation binding. The record is from RefSeq and is a predicted model, not a curated record. Lineage: Eukaryota; Viridiplantae; Streptophyta; Magnoliopsida; Malpighiales; Salicaceae. The transcript is spliced from 6 exons.
ACCCAAAAAAUAUUUUCUUUUGAUUUUUUGACCCACCUUCUCCAUUUUACUUUUGACUCCCAAGUCCCAAAAUCCUUCCCAUUUCUCUCCGUUUCUUUUUUAUUUUUUUAUAGCCGUUGAAGGCAGCCCAACUCUUCUUCUCUCUUUCUCUCUACCUAACUGUUGCAGGCAGAAAUGGACAAGAAACCCACCAAGGAAUCAUCAUUAGCUAUAGCUGCUGCUUGUAGUUCUUUGAAGCGAAAGAGACCGCCCAUGAUUGAGAUCCCAAAUGUGCUCCAAGAAAUCCACACUGUUAAUAGUCAUACCAGUACGAAACACCGUUUCCAAGAACUCACUCCCAGGAACACUGCCCUUUCUUUCAGUGGGAAUGGUGUUGGUGUUUCUGCUAUCAAAGGCAAGAAAAAAUUCAUGGAAGAUACCCACAAGAUUGUUUCUUGCUUGCAUGGCAACUCAAACCAAGGAUUUUUUGGAGUUUAUGAUGGGCAUGGGGGCAAAAAGGCAGUGGAGUUUGUUGCAGAGAAUUUGCACGUAAAUAUUCUUGAAAAGAUGGUGAAUUUUGAUGCAGGGAAUGUUUCCAAAGAGGAAGCUGUUAAAGCUGGGUAUUUGAAAACUGACCAGGAUUUCUUGAAACAGGGUUUAGUCAGUGGUGUUUGCUGUGUCACAGCCUUAAUUGAAGGGCAGGAGGUUGUUAUCUCAAACUUAGGAGACUGUAGAGCUGUUCUUUGUAGAGGAGGAGUAGCUGAAGCCCUUACAGAAGAUCAUAGAGCAGCACGGGAGGAUGAACGUAAAAGGAUAGAGGAUAAGGGAGGAUAUGUUGAGAUUCAUCGAGGUGCAUGGAGAGUUCAUGGGAUACUUUCUGUUUCUAGAAGCAUUGGAGAUGCUCAUCUGAAGGACUGGGUACUGGCUGAGCCGGAUACAAAGAUCCUGAAGCUGAGUCCGGACAUGGAAUUUCUCGUCUUAGCUUCUGAUGGACUGUGGGAUGAGGUUGGGAACCAAGAAGCUGUUGACAUGGUAAAAUCAUUGUGUAUGGCUGAGAUGAAUGUGGGAACCACAGGAGAUAUUCCAGAAGAUAAUGAUAUUGAUUAUGGUUGUGUAAAUGUAAGCCCUUCAUCUAAGUUGCGGCGGAUUUCACUUGUCAAGCAACAAAAAGAGUCCAGACACUCACCAAGCUAUAAGAAGGCGGCUUGCAGCUGGAAAGACAAUGAAGAUGAUUUUGCAUGUGAAAAUGAAAGUCCUCCAACAAAGUCAAGAAAAAUUUCAUUGGUCAAGCGAAUAAACAUCAAGACUGAGUCUCCUAUUAAAGAAAAUAGUUGGUACAAGAAGAGAUCUGCCUCUGUGGUGCUUGAGAAUGCUUGUAAGGAGCUUGUGAACCUUGCUGUGAGUAGGGGUAGUUUGGAUGACAUUACAGUAAUGAUAAUUGAUUUGCAUCAUUUCAGACAUAGCAGUUGAUCUUGUUUCCCUGCCUGCUUCUCCUCUGGUGAGAGGCAAAUUGUUGAGCCAGGGGCUAAUGUAACCAGGUCAGGCCAGAGUGUGUUUAUGUCUGUGUAUCGAACAAAGUUAGCUGGUCUCUGCCGUUUGAUCAUCAUUACAUGGUGCAAGAAUCUCUUGAUGCAUGGCUUGUCUAUUUCUGUUCAAGCAACGAAUGGAAGCGAGCAUCAUCAGUGCAAGGUCGAGCUUAAGCCAUGGAACUUUUGGAGAAAACAAGGUUCAAAGCAAUUCAUAGUAGAUGGUAGGGCUGUUGAUGUGGUCUGGGACCUUAAGGCCGCAAAGUUCAAUGGGGAGACGGAGCCACAAUCAGACUACUAUGUUGCUAUUGUCUGCGAAGAAGAGGUGGUUCUACUUGUUGGAGAUUUAAAGAAAGAUGCCUACCGAAAGACAGGCUGUAGGCCUGCUCUUAUUGAGCCGAUGCUGGUGUCAAGGAAGGAACACGUAUUUGGCAAGAAGAGAUUCAAGACUAGAGUUAAGUUUAUUGAGAAGGGAAAGUUCCAUGGGAUUUCAAUUGAAUGCAUCAAUGGCGGUAGCAGUGGCAGCGAUAUUAUUGGUGACCGGUUUGAUCCUCGACUAGAGAUAAAGGUAGAUGGGGAACUAGCCAUUCUUGUAAAGCAUCUUCAGUGGAAGUUUAGAGGAAAUGAGUCCAUCCACGUGAAUAAAAGCACUAGAGUGGAUGUUUAUUGGGAUGUGCAUGACUGGCUCUUUGGUUCAGGCCCAAGGCAAGGUCUAUUUAUAUUUAAGGCAGUUUCUGCAUCAUCAUCAUCAUCAUCUCCAUCAUUGUUGUUGACUCAAGAAGAAGAGAAUUACGGCUCAGUACUAGAGAAUGAUAAUACAGGUGGGUCAUCCAGCUUUAGCUUGUUUUUGCAUGCUUGGAAAGAAGAAUAACGAAUCCAUAAGCUGCCUACUAGCUAGUACCAUGCAUGAUCAACACCAAUAUAAUAUCAGCCCUGAAAUUAUCUGUCCAUGAUCUCCAAGCUCAGGAUUAAAUUAAGAAGGAUGUCACAUCUAUCACUGAUCAUUUUGGAAUGGGAAUGUAAUCAGUUAGAUUGAGCUCCAAGAAGGGGAGGUCGCUAGGCAGAUGUCACAGAGAGGGAGGUUGGUUAGAGGUUGGCUUGGAGAAGAGCAAGCGGGUCCAAUUAAAGCUGGAAGUCUGUCGUAGCUAUGCAGACAAGAAUGGACAGGCCAGAUUGGAUAAUGUAUGAAUGCCUAAUAAUUUCCCUACUUUUGGUUCCUUUCCUGCUUUUUCUAUGAGUGCGUGUCAAGAAGGGUCAACCCUGUUUUCAUGAAGGAAUGUGUGAGUGACUGAGUCCAGCCAAGGCAGAUGAUGCCUGGGAUGCUAGGCAGUUGAUGGAGAUAGAAUCAUGCAACGAAUUAAUCAAGAGCCUCUGCUCUGUAGAUAUAUGUGCGCACUGUAAUCUUUGAUAAUUUAAUGCUACCUUUUUCUCAA